Molecule: messenger RNA, 1125 nt
Organism: Ophidiomyces ophidiicola
Lineage: Eukaryota; Fungi; Ascomycota; Eurotiomycetes; Onygenales; Onygenaceae
Exons: 6
Coding region: 1-1125 (374 amino acids)
Source: RefSeq, a predicted model, not a curated record
AUGGGGCCCGCGACGAGUCUUUUUAAGACCCUCCUCAUUCCCGCCCUCAUAUCCUUGGCCCUGUAUCUCGUAUUGUUCUACGCAGUUGUCCCAUUCAUUCGAAACUAUCGGCAACGAUAUGCGCAAUACCUCCCUCUUCAUACCCUAACCAUUCACACAGCUUCCCUUCGAGAGCGCGCAUCUGACGCUUUGAUGCAUUUCAUGCUCCCCUCCGCCUGGAGGUCAACACAGUUUGCCGAAAGGCAGGACGACUCUGGGAGUCUCUUCGACGAAGAAGAAGGUGAAGGAUUAGUAGGCUUUGAAAUGGAUCCUACCCGGCGAGCUGCCCUGGAAAGACGGAGAGACGAUCCUUUGGGUACUGAAGGACGUCUUAGCCGAGAGUUGGAGGAAGGAUUCAUGGACGACAGCGAAGACGAUUCUGGAAUGGCUAUCAUUGAUGGGAUUGAAGUAUUGAUCAUGCUUUCCAACUUGAAUUUUCCAUUGCAAGAGCAGGGCCUUCCGAUUUCAACCGCCUAUGAGGAUGAUGUAGUUGCUUGGGCUUCCAACAGUACACGCAUCUCAAAAGCUGUCAUUGCACCUCCGGGGCAGACUUUUGCUAUCAAUAUCCGCUUGAGACCAGAGUUUGAUGUCUCAGUUGGAGAUGGGCUACAUGUUACACUUAAAAUCGAUCAGGGUGCCAUAGUCAAUCAUUUCUAUUCAUUUAAAUUUACUGAAAUGGAGGUGGACCGUGAAGGACUGUUCAUCAAAGUAAUUGACAAUGCUAUUAUUGGUGCACCAGGGGGGUUUGAAAAAGUUCUCUUCUCCUUUGUGGAUCUUCCCCCAUACCUUCUACUUCUUCCUUGUGGACAUGAGGCCCCUGAACAUGAAUACCCACAGGGCAAGAUUUCAGUGACAAUAAUACGUGUAACACAUGUUCUGCAGCCACCACAACAAGCAGCUGUCCCCUCCCCGGAGGUACAAAGUCUGUUCACUGUGUCUCAAGGAGAUGCCAUGAAACCCAUUCGCCUAGGUGUAGCAUAUCUACCUCUAGUUCUAGAGCAAACACUUCCUGCUAAGCUAGGGAAUGAACGUGUGCGUCAUUUUGUAUUAUGGUAUACAGUGACAACAAAGCUAUUCCAAGGAUAA